AUGGCCGCAGCAAAAAGGAGUGGUGAAUCAAACUUUGAAACUCAGAUGGAAACAAGCAAAGAUUGUGACCUUGACAAAGGCAAGGAACAUGAUUUUCUGUUGGAGGGGCAUCAAUGGAAGCCGGUUUUUGAUGAAGCUCCAGUAUCAAAUAGACCUCUUAAGAAGAUCAAGAGCCCUGAACGUAGCCAUCAGCACCGAUCCUCUGCUUUUUCCCCUGAAUUUCAAAUCCCAUCUCCUCCUCCUCCUCCUCGUAGUUCAUCAGACACAUCAACAAUCACUUCUUGUUGUCCUCUUUCUUCAAGAAUAGUCUUUCCUUUUGCUUUUGAUGGGUCUCUGCCUCAGCAGCAGCAGCAGCAACCUAUCCAAUUUCCCCGCCAAUUUCAUAGCACAGGUCUGCAGCCUAAUCAGUUCCCGCCAAAUACACACGUUGUGGAGCAGCAGCAACAACAAAAUCAGCAGCAAAUGAUAUCAUUUGCUUCGCAGCAGCAACACAUGAUAUCUUGGCAGCAACACCAGCAACAGCAAAUGCUUCAGUAUUGGAGUGAUGCUUUGAAUUUGAGUCCAAGAGGAAGGAUGAUGAUGAUGAUGAACAGGCCACCAGCAAUGCCUAUAAGUACCAGUAAGCUUUACAGGGGAGUAAGGCAAAGGCAUUGGGGCAAAUGGGUAGCUGAAAUUCGUCUUCCUCGAAACAGAACUCGCCUCUGGCUCGGCACCUUCGACACAGCUGAAGAUGCUGCCAUGGCUUAUGACCGCGAGGCCUUCAAGUUGAGAGGAGAGAAUGCUAGGCUUAAUUUCCCUGAGCUUUUCCUCAACAAAGAGAAACAUAAUGAUAAUGCUGCAGCUGUUUCAGCAGCUGCGCCGAUUCAACAAGUUUCAAAGCCAUUGAGGUCCCAAGGUAUGCAGCAGCUGAAAAACCUUGAUUUACAGUUACAGGUUCCAAUUUCAGAUAACGAAACAGUUGCACCUCCACCAGCGCCAUAUGCACAGCCCCAGGAAGACGAUGACACUAGCCAUCAACUUGAGGUUGAAAAUCAUGGAGAAAGAGGAGGGAUCAUGUCAGAUGCCCCAACACAAGAAAUGGUUUGGGGAGAAAUGGCAGAGGCUUGGCUGAAUGCAAUUCCACAAGGUUGGGGUCCUGGUAGUCCUGUCUGGGAUGAUUUAGAGUUGGACAUGACUUCCAACAAUCUUGUGCUGCCAUCUCAUGAUCAUAACGGUUUUACCGCCAAUAAUUCGAAUCGGCAUGACUUUCCGCAACAGGAUGACAACUCUUGUUCUGCUUCAUCUUCUUAUCCUAUGCAGCCUUUCUUUUGGAAAGAUCAAGAUUGAAAAUUCCCUUCUCUUCUGCCUUUGCCACCGACAACACCAAACUACCAACUUUUCUCCCCUAAUCACUUUUCACACGUACCUAUGUCUUUCUCAUAUCUUCUAAUCACUAUUAGCCCACCUCUUAUUUCUCCUCCUAUUGGAUCGAGCUCUUUCAAUUUCAAAAUGAUCAUAUACCACCUAUACAUGAUCCUUCCCUUUGCAACUCUGUCAUUUUUUCGUACAAGUUACAAGGGAUGUUCUGACUUUUCAGUUUCCUCCUGCAUGGACACCAUUCUUCCCUUAAUAGAGUAGAAGAAGCCGGAUACUGCUCAAAGGCUGCGUCUUUUUUUGCAGGCCAUUCAGCAAUGGCAACCAGCAGGUUCAUGUGUGUUAUUGUUAGUAUAUUAGGGCAUUAGAGUCAGUAUAUCUAGUUGGACUAGUCUGGACUCUGGACAAGUUAUUUCAUAUUCUGUAUUUAGUACGUGUUUAACCCAUGCCGAGCUUGG
Fragaria vesca subsp. vesca is the source of this 1811-nucleotide messenger RNA. Its product is annotated as ethylene-responsive transcription factor ERF054-like. The transcript has 2 exons. Gene Ontology annotation, biological process: regulation of DNA-templated transcription. Lineage: Eukaryota; Viridiplantae; Streptophyta; Magnoliopsida; Rosales; Rosaceae. The record is from RefSeq and is a predicted model, not a curated record. Bases 1 to 1326 code for a protein of 441 amino acids. Gene Ontology annotation, molecular function: DNA-binding transcription factor activity; DNA binding.